This is a messenger RNA of Ceraceosorus guamensis, 825 nucleotides long. Its product is annotated as YTH-domain-containing protein. The transcript has 3 exons. Gene Ontology annotation, biological process: mRNA destabilization. Gene Ontology annotation, molecular function: mRNA binding; N6-methyladenosine-containing RNA reader activity. Lineage: Eukaryota; Fungi; Basidiomycota; Exobasidiomycetes; Ceraceosorales; Ceraceosoraceae. The record is from RefSeq and is a predicted model, not a curated record. Bases 1 to 825 code for a protein of 274 amino acids. Gene Ontology annotation, cellular component: cytoplasm.
AUGACGCCAUCUCAGACCGCGCUCGCACCUCCACCGGCUUUGAGUCCUGAAGUGCAGAGGCUCAUCGCAUCGAGAGGUUUCAACCCUGCCAAUUUCGACCUGGAACCUGCCAACGCGCGCUGGUUCGUCAUCAAGUCCUUCACAGAGGAUGAUGUGCAGCGCUCUCUCAAGUACGAGAUUUGGGCUAGCACGGAAAAGGGAAAUGCAAGGUUGGACAAAGCGUGGAGAGAGUCUGCACAUUUGGGCCCGCUCUAUUUGUUCUUCUCUGUGAAUGCUAGCGGACAUUUUAACGGCAUGGCGCAGAUGCUCACACCUUUGGAUUACUCUACAAGCUCCAAUGUCUGGGCUCAGGAAGGCAAAUGGAAAGGGACAUUCAAAGUCAGAUGGAUCUACGUCAAAGAUGUACCCAAUAGUCAACUACGGCACAUACGAUUGACCAAUACGCCCGAGAACAAACCCAUCACCCAGUCGAGAGACACGCAAGAGCUUCCUGUAGCUGCUGGCAAGGAACUGAUACGCAUCAUGCACGGCUACUCUGCUCGAACGACUUUGCUGCAAGAUUGGGCUUUCUACGAGGCUCAGCAGGAGAGUCAACGGCAGGUCAAGCAGCAGCCAGAUCAGCAGAUUGCAAGCGCAUCGCAAGGCAACCAUGGUGGUCCCCUAGAUCUGUCCGCUUCGAAGUCCUCUUCCUCUGCGCCUGGCCACCAAAAUCUCAGUCAGUCGCAGGCUUUUCAGAGACAGCCACCAUCUCAAUAUCCGCCAGCUCGUCAUCCGCCGCCCAGAGCUAUAGCUAGUCCAUCGCCGCGCCCCGGACAGCAGCAGUAG